AUGGCUUCCAAGCGCGGUCGUGGUUCCUCCGGUAACAAGCUCAAGAUGACCCUCGGUCUGCCUGUCGGUGCGGUCAUGAACUGCUGCGACAACUCCGGCGCCCGUAACCUCUACAUCAUCUCCGUCAAGGGUAUCGGUGCGCGUCUCAACCGCCUGCCUGCUGGUGGUGUCGGUGACAUGGUUAUGGCCACCGUCAAGAAGGGAAAACCUGAGCUCCGAAAGAAGGUCAUGCCCGCCGUCAUUGUCCGACAGAGCAAGCCUUGGAGACGAGGCGACGGUGUCUUCCUGUAUUUCGAGGACAACGCUGGUGUGAUUGUCAACCCCAAGGGAGAAAUGAAGGGUUCUGCCAUCACUGGCCCGGUCGGAAAGGAGGCUGCUGAGCUCUGGCCGCGUAUCGCGUCGAACUCUGGUGUCGUGAUGUGA
Didymosphaeria variabile is the source of this 423-nucleotide messenger RNA. RefSeq names its product 60S ribosomal protein L23A (gene RPL23A). Lineage: Eukaryota; Fungi; Ascomycota; Dothideomycetes; Pleosporales; Didymosphaeriaceae. Gene Ontology annotation, cellular component: cytosolic large ribosomal subunit; ribosome. Gene Ontology annotation, biological process: translation. Gene Ontology annotation, molecular function: structural constituent of ribosome; large ribosomal subunit rRNA binding. The coding region runs from base 1 to 423 and encodes 140 amino acids. The transcript has 5 exons. The record is from RefSeq and is a predicted model, not a curated record.